Didymosphaeria variabile is the source of this 642-nucleotide messenger RNA. RefSeq lists its product as uncharacterized. The coding region runs from base 1 to 642 and encodes 213 amino acids. NCBI's taxonomy places the organism in Eukaryota, Fungi, Ascomycota, Dothideomycetes, Pleosporales, Didymosphaeriaceae. The record is from RefSeq and is a predicted model, not a curated record. The transcript has a single exon.
AUGUCGACUACUCAGGUUGUUCAAGUUGCAAGCAUCUCCACAGCGCUUGCCGCUGCCGGUGGCAUCGCAAACAUGUCCCUCUUCGACAUCCCAAUGCUCGUGUCGCAACCAGCAUCGCGAUCUCUACCACUCAUCCGCUGGCUUUUCAGUCGCGGUUCACACAUUUUUCCGACUGCCGCUUUCGUUUCCAGCAGUGGGUUCGCAUAUUUGGCCUAUAACGCGCUUCCACCCGCUACGGGCACGUUCAACAAUUUGCUGAGCAGCGCGACACGAGGCGGGCCUGUAACCUGGUACGUCGUGGCGGCAGCAUUGUCCAUCAGCAUCGCGCCGUGGACGAUGCUCGUCAUGGUUCCAACAAAUUUCACGCUCAUCGAAAAGAAUGAACAGAAAGGUGGAAAGAGGAGCGCUGCGACACCAGACUCGGCUACGAAACGGAGUGCGGACGGUUCAGUAAAUAGCGAGGGUGACGCGAGUCAGUGGACCGAUCUAAGCGUACCGCAAGAGCGUACGAAGGAAAACACUACGAAAGACGAGGAUAGGGAGGUGCAGCAACUGUUAGAGAAGUUUGGCAGGUUGAACAGUGCUAGAGCUGUUUUGAUCGGCUUGGGAGGUGUUGUUGGGUUGGUUGGUGCGCUUGGUUAG